GUUUUUUCUUGUUCGUAUAUAAUGUCCAAGGCCUUUUUGUCUUCUUCCUUGUUUCUAACAAAUUUCAGGAGCUCAAGCCUCUGAAUUCGAUUGACCUCACAAACCCGAUUUUUUCCCGAGAAAAUCGAAAAUCAAAGACAAACUUCGAACACAUUUAGAAUUACCCAUAAGCUACAGAUUCUGAGAUUUCACCGUCUCUUUUGAAGAAUGGAGGUGAAAGUAGCCACAACCACGUCUUUUCAUUGGUCAGGACGCCAUGCGGCGAUUCCUCAAUGUCCGUCUUUCUCGCAAACCCUAACCUCCUCAAAACGGCGUCGUUCUCGUGUAAGAGGCGGAGAUGUAACCGUCGGAGGAGGAUCUUUAGCAUGCCAUACGAGAUUGAAACCUUCGGCUUUUCUCGGAACGCAAUCUGGGAAACUCCACCGAUCCAAAUCAUGUGAGCUUUGGGAAUUUAGCAAUGCUACCACGAAGAAGAGCAGAGCGGGCGCGCAGAAACAUUACUCUUUAAGGAGAGUUUGCAGUGCGAGCUCCGGUUUCUUCUCCGACGAAGAUUUCUCCGAGAAGAUGCAAGAAUUAGCACUACAAUUCAAGAUUGCAGGCGAAGAAGAAGACCUAGAGAGAAACAAAGGAAACAAGUACCAAUCAGAGACAAUCCACGAAGCAGUAGAUAACGAUCACAGGAAUCACAGAUUCGGCUCGGUGAAGCUACUUCAGGAGUCUGUUCCAGGUUUAGCUUCGCUGGAGGCUCCAUGGAUGGAGAUGGUUAACCAUUCAAGCAUUGAGCGGAAAGCAAACAGUGUCGAUUUGCCUCUCUCACUUAGGAUAAUCAAGAGGAAGCUACAUGAACAGGCGCUCAAAGAAGCUAGUGAAUCUACUUAUUGCUCUAUCAACAGAGCCUUCUCUUAUAUGGUCUUCAUGCUCGAGGAGCUCCAUAGUUUUGCGCUGCAGACUAGGGAGACCAUCUUCUACGAAGACCUACAAGGUGUUCUUAAGCAGGUUAAGAAAGAUAUGCACGCUUCAUUGUUGUGGAUUUUCCAACGCGUGUUCUCUCAGACGCCUACUUUGAUGGUGUACGUGAUGAUCCUAUUAGCAAACUUCACUGUGCAUUCAGUUGCAUCGAAUCUAGCUAUUGCGGCAUCUCCACCACUCUCUGAUGUGCCAAUAGAGGCAUCUCCGGUUACUAAAGGGCAAGAUCAGACGCAUCAAAGGUCUGGUUUUUCUUCGCCAAAAUGGUUUGGACCGACCACUUUUGACAAGGUCUCACAGUUAACGACACAACGACGAGGCUCAGUAUCAGAAGAAGGGAUAAGAGAAGAGGAGCUGAGUCUGUGGAAUUCGAUGUUGGAAGAAGCAGAUCAAAUGCAGGAUUCACCUGUGGAUCGUGACAUGAGACUGAGACUUGUUUCACCGAUCACUGCAAGGAUUGAACUGGAUGAUUAUGCCAAUUACACUAGAACAGGGCUUUUAUAUAAGAUAGGUUUGGCUCAAGAACCGAACAACCCUCUUCUCGUAGCUAACUACGCUCAGUUCCUUUACCUCGUCAGCCAAGACUAUGACAGAGCGGAGAAGUGCUUCAAGAAAGCCAUAGAGGCGGAAGAAGUAGAUGCGGAAACAUACAGCAAAUACGCCGUUUUCCAGUGGAAAGUUCGGAAAGAUCUGUGGGCAGCUGAGGAGAACUUUCUAGAAGCUAUAUCUGCAGACCCUACAAACUCCUUCUACGCGGCAAACUACGCCAACUUCCUCUGGCAAACCGGUGGUGAAGAAACGUGUUUCCCUUUGGAAUCUUCUGAUUCUCCUCAGGGAAUCGCUUGAGGCGACGGAAGAAGCCAAGAUAUAAUGGCAGUUGAGAUGAUGGGGUUUGUUAGCAGCAGACUCUGGAUUAAAGAGACGGAGACAGAAGUUAGGUAGAAGACAGAAGCAGGAGAAAAAUUGUAAGUAGUGUUUUUGAGAGAAUAAAAUGCUGGCCGAUGAAACAUUGCCCCUCUCUGCUUCUGUUUUUUUUCUUUUUCUUCUUCUUUGCUUUUGCAUUUUUUUUUAUCACUUAGUAGUCAAUACGGUCGCAGAUUCAAGUUCAAUCAUUGGUCCCAAUAAGAACAUUUGUAGAUCCAAACCCUAAUAAUCUUUGAGCAAGCAUUGCUUAUUGGUAAAAUACUAUCAAGUGAGCAAAUUUCUACAAAACUUUUAUGGAACUAGUCUUGUAAAUUUUAUAUUUUAACGAGACUGUAAUGAAUAUCAAAGUCGAACCCCAGGAUCUUGGUAAUGCCGCCACUUCUGUAUUGUGAGCACGACUGCCAUCAACUCACGCUCGUACACGGACUUAAACCUCUGCCUUUCCGAGAGUCCUUGGCUGAAGUAGGCGAGGGGCCUUUGGUUUUGCAUCAGUACAGCCCCAAGCCCUAUACCCGAGGCAUCCGACUCCACCACGAAUAGCUCAUUGAAGUCCGGAAGUGCCAACACAGGAACCGUGGUCAUUGCUUUCUUGAGCUGCGAAAAGGAUUCAGUUACGUCUUGGUUCCAUUUAUAUUGAUCCUUCCUCAGCAGCAGGGUCAACGGUUUAGCAAUGUCUCCAUAUCCCUUCACAAAUUUCCGGUAAUAUCCUGUCAGCCCGAGAAACCCACGGAGCUCCUUCACAUUUCGGGGCUGUGGCCAAUCCACCAUUGCUUUAAUCUUCUCAUCAUCGGCAGCCACUCCCUCAGCGGAUAUGACGUGACCCAGGUAUUCAAUCUUUUCACUCCCGAACUGGCAUUUCUUCCUGUUAGCAUAAAGUUUCUGCUCAUCCAGAACCUUCAACACCAAUCGCAAGUGCUCUUGGUGUUCUUCCCCGGAUCGACUAUACACGAGUAUGUCGUCGAAAAAAACCAACACGAACCGGCGUAAGAAGGGUCGGAAGAUGUCAUUCAUCAGCGCCUGAAAUGUCGCGGGUGCAUUCGAGAGCCCGAAGGGCAUCACCAGGAACUCAUAAUGUCCAUCAUGAGUCCUGAAAGCGGUCUUCGGCACAUCCUCUGCCUUCACCAAGAUCUGAUGAUACCCUGCACGCAGGUCCAUCUUAGAGAAGACCUUGGAUCCGUGUAACUCGUCGAGCAACUGGUCGAUCAUGGGUAUUGGGUAGCUAUGAGGGAUCGUGGACUUGUUUAAGGCCCUAUAAUCCACGCAGAAACGCCAACUUCCGUCUUUCUUCUUCACCAGUAGAACAGGGCUCGAAUAUGGGCUGCCGCUUUCUUGGAUGAUUCCUGCUGUGAGCAUCGCUUUCACUUGCUUCUCGAUCUCCUCCUUCUGGAUUUGAGGGUAGCGAAACGGUCGUACACUCACCGGGUCGGCUCCUGUGGCAAGCACGAUACUGUGCUCCCUACCACGGGACGGGGGUAAGCCUUGAGGCUCCGCGAAGACUCCUUGAUACUCGUCGAGCACUGCAUCUAACACCGCCGAAACCUUGAUUGGUGCCUCCGUAGCUGCCUGAAGACCACAAAACUCCACCACCAUUCCUUCCCCUUGCCUCUCCCAAGAUUUCCAGAGGGCCUUGAGCGCCACAACGGAACUGCAUAUGCUCGGGUCUCCCUGCAAUUUAAUGGUCUUCCCCCCUUCCUGAAAACUCAUUGUCUGAAGCUUCCAGUUGUUUUUUGUAUCCCCGAGAGUCUCUAACCACUGAACCCCUAGUAUCACGUCUGCGCCCCCCAAUCCCAGUGGAAAGAAAUUCGUGACCACCUGAUACCCUUGCAUUUCAAGCUCAACGUUCAUGCAAAGACCCGCUCCCUUCACCGUAAUCCCUGUGCCGGUAAGGAUGCCAUACCUCCCGGUCAUCUCUGUUGGUAUUUCCAACUGCUUAACCACGGAGUCGCUCAGGAAAUUGUGCGAAGCCCCACUGUCUAUCAACACCACGACGGACAGCCCUUGAAUGGUCCCCAUCAGCUUAAUGGUCCUUGGGGAUGAGAUUCCGGCCAUGGAGUUGAGGGAAAGCUCCGCGAGCUCCGUCACCAGCUCGGCUUCCUCCCCUUUGUGGCCGUCGUAGUCGUCGACCCACUCCUCUUCUCUUCCAUCGUCGUAAACCACCAUAACACGCAGCUCUGCCUGAGCACACCGAUGAUUAUACCCAUAUUUCUCAUCGCACCUGAAGCACAGCCCCUUAGCUCUCCGCUCCGCCAUCUCCGCCGGUGUCAAUCGUCGGGACGGUGGCUUCAGGCGAUCGUGCCCUUUUAGGUUAUUGCUCCCGAUCCCUUUUGGGGGCGAUGAUUUUGUGAUAUUCUGAUUGUUGGGCCUGGGCUUAUAACUUGGCCCAUGACUCGUUUUCUGUCCCCCUCUGUUUACCAUCGGUCCGCCUCGUUCCCCUGUGGGCCACAGCUCCUCUCCUCCGCCGCCUGAGCUCAGUGACGGUCUGGGUUUCCCGUGUUCCUCCCAAUCCUCCACCAUCUGAGCCAAACUCAUCAUCGUGUCCAAGUUAUGGGGUCGGAGCAUUCGCACGUGCAAUCGGAUAUUAGAGUCGAGCCCAUUCAUAAACGCCAUCUCGAGAACCUGUUCCGAUAGCUCCGGAGCGUUACCAAGGCGAUGAACUCUCGACAGUACUCACGGACGGUCCUUUCUUGUCUCAUUUUCAGAAGGCGCGCUCCUGCGGAAGAAUCGUGCGCCUUCGAGUGGUGACUCAGCACCCUUACUUUUAUCUGCUCCCAGCUUUGGAAGGGCUCGCGUUCUCUUGCCCAUCGAUACCACGACAGAGCUUCUUCCACAAAACUCAUCCUUACAGCUUUCAGCUUUUCUGACUCGGUGAAGUCACUGAGCUCGAAAUACUGCUCCACUCGAAGGAUCCAAGCCUCGGCGUUGCUUCCGUCGAACUCUGGAAUCGCCAUCUUUUUGGUCAACGAGUCGUCUCUCAUGGUCAGCGCUUCUCUGUUUUGACUGAUCGGCAUCCCCGUUUCUACCGGAACCACUCGUUCUUCGCCUGAUCGUGGCUCGCUCGACGAGGCGCUCAACGGGUUCGGGCUUUCCUCUGAAGUUUUCGUCUCUUUCCCUUUUCCGCGGUCCAUUGACUCGAUCUUCCGCUGGAGGUGAUCGAUCUGCGCGGGAAGCUUCACGAGCUCUUCCAUCGCCGUCACCUUUGCUUCUAACACGUUCACCUUCUCGAGAGUCGCCGUCAUCACCUGGAGUUGAUCGAAUAGCUUCUCCAUGUCCGUACGUUCGUCGGUUUUCUGAACACGCGGAGGCAUGUUUCCCGGCGAUCGACUCGCUCUGAUACCAAAUUUGUUACGUGUAGUGUUCGAACGAGAUGUAAACACGGAUUAAUAACAAGUACUAUUAUUGGAAUCGAUCCGGAAACGUUUUACAAGAACAGAGAAUCAAAAGGAACCUCUCUCUCUUCUCUUCUCUCACCCCUCCCAAUUGAUCAAC
Messenger RNA from Thlaspi arvense, 5376 nucleotides. NCBI's taxonomy places the organism in Eukaryota, Viridiplantae, Streptophyta, Magnoliopsida, Brassicales, Brassicaceae. The record is from the annotation of a GenBank genome assembly.